Molecule: messenger RNA, 3084 nt
Organism: Tetrahymena thermophila SB210
Lineage: Eukaryota; Ciliophora; Oligohymenophorea; Hymenostomatida; Tetrahymenidae
Product: elongation factor Tu GTP-binding domain protein
Exons: 6
Molecular function (GO): GTP binding; translation initiation factor activity; GTPase activity
Source: RefSeq, a predicted model, not a curated record
AUGAGUAGCGACAAUGAAAAAUAAGCUGCAAAUAGGUCAGCCAAUCAAGGAAAUAAAAAACAGCCUCCUAAAAAAUAAGAAACUCCAAAGAAAGAAAAAAAGUAGCUUGAUGAGAGCAAUAAUGAAGAAGCUCAAUUUUCCUUAUUGUAAAAGAAAAAUACAUUUGCUUUCUCAAUUUCUGUACCAGAAUUAGAAGAAGCUAAAGCUGAUGAAGUAGAAAUUGAAAGAUAAAUAUUUAGAUAGGUAUAAGAAGAAAUUAUGAAAGAAAAAUUUGAAAGAAAAUAAAAAAACGAAGAAGAAAAGAUGAAGGAUGUGGCUGAGAAAAAAAGAGUCUAAUAGGAGGUAAACAAAAAGCUAGAUGAAGAAGAACUUUUUGCUGUAAAUACUAACAAAAUGUAAUAAUAUAAACCUAAGGAUGAGGAUGACUAUACAACUAAUGCAGAUGUUUAAUAAAAAAAAGAAGGUGAAGGCUAAGAAGGUGUUGAAAAGAAGCUUUCUAAAGCAUAGAAAAAGAAGAUUAAGGAAAAAUAAAAGAAAGAAAUUGUUGGUACAUGUUAAGAUACUAAUAAGAAAAAAAAGACUACAGCUCUAAGCAAAGCUGCACAAGCUGCUCUUGAAAAUUAAGCUAAAAUUCAAAAAGAAAAGAAAGAAAAGGAAAGACUCGAAGCUGCAUAAAAAUUAAUUGAAGAAGAAUAAAGAAGAAGAAUAGUAGAAGAAAAGUAAGAGAAAUUUAAAUUGAAAUAGUUAAAGAAAGAAUUGAAAAAUAAAGGUUUGAUCAAGACCAAGGAACAAUUAGAAAAGGAAGAGGUUGAUAGAAUCAAAAAUUAAGCAUUCCUGAAAUCUUUGGGAGUAAGUGUUUCAAAAGUAGAAGUAUUAAAGUAAGUAGUUUAAGCUGAAAUAAAUUUAUCAGUACCAAAAAAGAAGAAGGUUGAAAAAGACCCUUUCGGAUUUGUAAUCAAAAAAGAAGAAAAGGUUAAUGAAAAUGUCUAAUAAUUUGAAGGUGAUGUUUUGGAAACUAUGAAGAACCUUGUAGUACCAGAACUUUAAAAAUAUGACUCUAAACUUAAAUAAGAUUCUAAUUUAGUAGAAAAUGAAUUAACACAAUCUAACAACACUUACUUAACUUAAAACUCCAAAUAUAUUUUUAGAAAUUAAUUUUCCAAGUAGGAGGAUACCGAAUUAGAAAAGGCUGAAAAAGAAACUAAGAAGGCUGCUAGAGAUGAAAAAAUUUUACAAGGAUAAAAUAAAUCAAUUAAGGUAGAAGAUAAGGAAAAUAAAAAAUAGAGGGAAAUUCUCAGGUCUCCUAUUGUUUGUAUCUUAGGUCAUGUCGAUACUGGUAAAACUACUCUCCUUGAUAAGCUCCGUGGUACUAAUGUUUAAGGUGGUGAAGCUGGAGGUAUUACUUAAUAAAUAGGUGCUACUUAUUUCCCUAGUCAAAAUAUUGCAGUUGAAAUUGAAAAAUGCAAUUAACAUUACCCUGCUGAACUCAAAGCUCCUGGUUUACUUGUUAUUGAUACUCCUGGUCACGAAAGUUUUUCAAAUCUCAGAACUAGAGGCUCAUCACUUUGUGAUUUCGCUAUUUUGGUUAUUGAUCUUAUGCAUGGUCUUGAACAAUAAACUUUGGAAUCUUUGAAUCUCUUGAAAAUGAGAAAGACUCCAUUUGUGAUUGCCUUGAACAAAAUCGAUAGAACAUACGACUGGAAAACAGAAGAAUUUGCUUCUUCUUACAUUAGCUUUAAAAACCAAUCUAAAGAAAACAAAAAUGAUUUCAAUCAUCGUUACAAUUAGAUUAUCACUCAAUUAGCUGAAAACUCCUUCAAUGCAGCUUUGUAUUGGGAUAACCCUGACCCUAAAACUUAUUUUCCUAUUGUACCCACAUCUGGUGUUACUGGUGAAGGUAUCCCUGAUCUCUUAUCAGUUGUCAUCAAGUACACAAGUAUGUAUAUGAAAUCAAGAAUGGUUGUCAAGUAAGAUGCCUUCAACUGUACAGUUAUGGAAGUUAAAAAGAUAGAUGGUUUGGGAGUAACAAUCGAUGCUAUUCUCGUUGAUGGCACUAUCAGAUAGGAUGAUAAAAUAGUUCUUUUAGGCUUUAAUGGGCCAAUAAAAACUAAGAUUAGAGCACUACUAACUCCAUAUCCUAUGAAAGAAAUAAGAGUAAAAGCUGAAUAUGAGCAUCACAAUUUUAUUCAUGCUUCUAUGGGUAUUAAAAUAUCUGCUCCAGAUCUUGAAGAAGCUGUCGCUGGUUCUCAAUUAUAUUUGGCUAAUACUAACGAUGAGGAACAAACUGCUAUUGAUUUAGUUAUGAGUGACUAUAAUUAAGUUAAAAAGAAAGUGAAACUUGUUAAUAUAGGCGUUGGUGUUGCAGCCUCUACUUUGGGAUCUUUAGAAGCAUUGUUAGACUUCUUGGAAAAGAAAAAAAUUCCUGUUUCUUAUGUAUCUGUUGGUCCUGUAUCAAAGGAUAGCAUUACAAAGGCUCUUAAGUCUGUCUUAGCCGAUGACCCAAAAAAAAGAAAAUAGGAGUAUGCCUGUAUGCUUGUCUUUGAUGUUAAGAUUCUUCCUGAUGCCUAGAAGUAUGCUGAAGAAAAUGGUGUUAAAAUACUAACUGCUAAUAUUAUUUAUCACUUGUAAGACUAGUAUGUUAAAUAUGUUUAGGAAUGUGAAGAAGAGAGAAAAAAAGAAGAAGGUAAAUUCGCUGUUUUCCCAUGUCUUAUCAAACCAUUACAGUUCUUUAACAAAUCAGAACCUAUUAUUAUGGGUGUUGACAUAGAAAGAGGUACAUUGAAACCAGGUACAUAAGUUUGUCUUUUCAAUCACACAAAGUUGAAGAUUGGUGUUGUCGAAUCAAUUGAAAUUAAUAAAAAAUCUAUUCCUUUUGCCAAAAAGGAAACAGGUAGUGUAGCUAUCAGAAUCGGUUGUACUAGUAACAUAUUAGCUGGCAGACAUUUUACCUAAAAAGACUAUUUAGUAUCUAUAAUAAACAGAAGAUCAAUCGAUGCUUUAGAGGAGCACUACAAAGAUGAAGUUACUAAAGAUGAAUGGCUCUUUAUUAAGGAAAAGCUAAAACCUUUCUUCAAGAUUCUUUGA